AUGGUUUACGAUGGCAGGCCGAGCAAGGGCUGUGGUAAUUGCCGCUCGCGCAAGGUCCGAUGCGACCAGACCCGGCCGACUUGUCGAGAAUGUGCUCGACUCAAUCUAGAUUGCGUUGGAUACCGCGAUGAGCUGACGCUGAUGUUCCGAGACGAAAGCGAGUCGGUUAAACGUAAAUCGCGUUCUUCUAAGUCUUCUUCCUCAGCCUCCAUGACAAGCUCUUCAAAACGUCAGGAGCGGCUACGACCAGGCCGUACUGUUUUAUAUCACAGGAAUGCGGCAUCAUCAUCGACCGGCGAAUCAUCUGCCUCGUUCGAUGAAACAGUGCUCGACUUUGGGUCCGAUCCUGAUCCUCAAUUUCUGACGCGCCAGCUUAGGCGGAGCCCUCUCGGAACACAUCCCAAUUCGGGAAUGUCGAAGCAGGAGGCUAUCUGCUUUUUUCUCCAGUCGCAUGCCAUCCCCGGUAGUUCUCUCAUGACGGAAUCUUUGACCACUUUCCUCAUGCAGUCGGGCGGAUCCUUGGGCCAGCAGGCUGUACAAUCCAGUAUUAUAGCUGUUGCUAGUGCUAUGCUUGCGCGCAUCCGGAACGUCGGAUCAUUGAAACAGUUGGCGCGUCAGGAAUAUGGAUCCGCGCUCAAACUGGUCAAUCAGGCCCUUGCCAAUGCUGACGAGGCCAAGACGAACCAGACGCUUGGCGCAGUAGUCUUUCUAUCUUUAUACGAAAUUGUCGUAUCAAGAGCCCCACAGAGUAUCGAGGGGUGGACUAAUCAUAUCGGCGGUGCUGCAGCUCUGCUAGAAUACAGAGGGUUUGGCCAGCUUCGUAGCGAAGCCGGCAUUCGGCUUUUUUUACAUUUGAGAUAUCAGAUUAUCAUCAGCUGUCUGCAGCGUGACGUUCGGGUACCCGGUACUCUACUGGAAACCACGAAGCUCGAUCUCUUCCCACAACUGAAGGAAAUCCUUGGCAAUAAACUAAUUCUAAUUAUCGGGAAAUUGUCAAAUCUCCGCGCGGACAUUCACACAAGAGCAAUCGACAACCCCCAGAAAAUUCUCGCCGCCGCCUGUGCCAUUGAAGCAGAUCUUAUCGCCUGGCUGGUUGCUUUGCCAGCGGACUUUACGUACAGCACACAUACAUUAAUGCCCCUGGACCGCUCGUUCGAACGCCGAUGUCACGGCCUGCGGCCCCUAAACAACGAGUAUCAUCUCUAUCCCGACAUUUGGGCGCCCAGUUGCUGGAACCACUACCGCUGCGCACGUAUUAUGGUCAGCGAGAUCAUACUAUCACACACGCACCAGCUGUCUAGCAACCCUGCUGCCUAUCUCUCCGAAGACUUCCGUCUACACUGCAAGACUCUGCGUUCGACCAUCCGCCGCUUGGGCGUCGACAUCUGUCGCAGUGUCCCUUUCCACCUUGGAGUCUUUAACGCAGAGGCCCUACCAGACACCCCUAUCCUUCCUCGCGAGAGCUACAUCGGUGGCCUCAUGUUGCUCUGGCCACUGUUCAUUGCCGGCAUGGUCGAGGGCCCGACUCAUCCUCAACGUCAGUGGGCAAUACAGUGUCUUGAUGUAAUAGGACACUCAUGGGGAUUGGACCAGGCGCUGGCUAUCAUGGACCUUCUCAAAGUGGACCCGGGGAUGUUUUGCUCGGCGGAGAUAUAUGGUGAGGCGGCUGAUCUGCCGGUUCAGUCGCCAGAUGUGCUUCCUUUUUCGAUCUUUCAUAUCCCGUAUUAUAAGCUCUCUGCUAAGAGGGAGUAUCAAUUGGUCCGUGCGUCCUCGACAUGAGGAUAUUGGCUAUAUCUGGCUGGCGAAGUUCUAUCAGUCUCUUGGCCUUCAG
This is a messenger RNA of Aspergillus melleus, 1831 nucleotides long. Its product is annotated as Zn(II)2Cys6 transcription factor. Gene Ontology annotation, biological process: regulation of DNA-templated transcription. The transcript is spliced from 3 exons. The record is from RefSeq and is a predicted model, not a curated record. Lineage: Eukaryota; Fungi; Ascomycota; Eurotiomycetes; Eurotiales; Aspergillaceae. The coding region runs from base 1 to 1779 and encodes 592 amino acids. Gene Ontology annotation, molecular function: DNA-binding transcription factor activity, RNA polymerase II-specific; zinc ion binding.